Messenger RNA from Podarcis raffonei (Aeolian wall lizard), 874 nucleotides. Its product is annotated as ropporin-1. The record is from RefSeq and is a predicted model, not a curated record. The coding region runs from base 157 to 795 and encodes 212 amino acids. The transcript has 6 exons. NCBI's taxonomy places the organism in Eukaryota, Metazoa, Chordata, Lepidosauria, Squamata, Lacertidae.
AGGAAACAAAGGGCGCAGUCCUGAGUUAAUGCAAGGGCCCAUCUUGGGUGGAAGCAGCGUGAAGACCCCGAUAAAGCCUGGUGUGACUGUCCCAAAACAGCAGCUGGGCGAUCUUCACGAAGAGGCUGAGUCGUCUCAGCCUCCGGCACAGGAAUUAUGCCACAAACAGACAAACAAGUAUGCAUCCCUCCGGAGCUUCCAGAUUUGUUGAAGCAGUUUACAAAAGCUGCCAUUCGGACACAGCCUCCUGAUCUGAUCCAAUGGUCUUCUGACUAUUUUAAUGCUAUGGCCCGUGGAGAGAAUCCUCCUGUAAGAGAACGACCAGAUAGAGUCCCUUUAUCAAACUGUGCAGAGCUUACACCAGAGCUCUUGAAGGUCUUACACCAGAGAGUGGGCGGGAGGCUGAUAAUCCACGUAGAUGAGCUAGCCCAGAUGUGGAAGGUGCUCAAUCUUCCUACAGACCUAUUUGACAGUAUUAUGAACGUUGGACACUUUACUGAAGAAAUUGAAUGGCUCAAGUUUUUAGCUCUGGCCUGCAGCUCUCUUGGAGUUACUAUUGCAAAAACUCUGAAGAUAAUAUGUGAGGUUUUAUCCAAUGAGAAUGACAGUGGACCCGCCCGUAUCCCCUUCAGCACUUUCCAGUUUCUCUACACUUACAUCGCUGAAGUAGAUGGGGAGAUUUCAGCAUCUCAUGUUAGUCGAAUGCUGAAUUAUAUUGAGCAGGAGAUCAUUGGGCCAGACGGCUUGAUCAAGGUGAAUGAUUUUACCCAGAAUCCGCGGGUCAGGUUGGAGUAGUUCUCAGUACAUCAUACACUGCUAUGUUGAUAGGAAGAAGACGAAACAGAGGACAGAAUAAGAAUUACAAAUAGGCCAA